This is a messenger RNA of Pezoporus flaviventris, 706 nucleotides long. It is a transcript of the gene EFCAB10, whose product is annotated as EF-hand calcium binding domain 10. Lineage: Eukaryota; Metazoa; Chordata; Aves; Psittaciformes; Psittacidae. The record is from RefSeq and is a predicted model, not a curated record. The transcript has 4 exons. Bases 41 to 427 code for a protein of 128 amino acids.
GGCGGGGCGGGCUAACGGCCCGGUGUCCCAGCAACGCGGCAUGGCGGCGGGCGAGCAGCAGGGCCGCGACUACCUGCAGCGGCACCGCAUCGCCGAGCUGCUGCACCGCCUCAGCGCGCUCGUGCUCUACCACAGGCCCGACAGGCCACGCGAGUUCCUGAUCCAGGCGCUGGAAAAGGUGAAGGCCGGGCGGCGAGCCGAGGGCGAGUACCCGAACCUCAUGGACGAGGACAACGUGGUCGCCAUGUUCGGCCUGCUGGAUGUGGUGGGACAAGGCCACAUAACGGCAGCGCAGCACAGGGAAGCUCUUAAAACUUUGGGACUGCCCACUGAGGAUCUACAGAUUGAAGACAAUGCAAUUAUCACACUGGAUGUAUUCACGCAGGAAGUUAAGAAAAGGAUGCUGGAGAGCUGGGCUGUGCAUUAGCUUCAGUCUGCUACAUGUAUUAAAAAAGGCAUUGUGCUCACGUCUUUCCUGGUUUGGCAGCAGUGGAGAGCUGAUUUAGGCAGUACCCUCUUUUUCUCACCCGGCCCUAUCAGAAUAACCACCUGAAAAGGACCAAUGGCAAGAACUUGUUCAUGAUUACCACCUCAUGGAGGGGUGGCGUUUGUGAAUUGCUUUUAUUAAUACACCACCACAUUUAUGUAAUUUUUAGGGAGAAAGUUGUAAAAAAAUGAUUAGGAUGAAUAAAGACAACCCAUUAAC